Diceros bicornis minor is the source of this 4406-nucleotide messenger RNA. RefSeq names its product solute carrier family 45 member 4 (gene SLC45A4). Gene Ontology annotation, molecular function: sucrose:proton symporter activity. The transcript is spliced from 8 exons. Gene Ontology annotation, biological process: transmembrane transport. Gene Ontology annotation, cellular component: membrane. The coding region runs from base 1312 to 3633 and encodes 773 amino acids. NCBI's taxonomy places the organism in Eukaryota, Metazoa, Chordata, Mammalia, Perissodactyla, Rhinocerotidae. The record is from RefSeq and is a predicted model, not a curated record.
UUUUUCCAGUGCCCCACUGAGCCCAGUCCCAUUGGGAUACCUCAGCUGACUUCAGCAAAAGGGGCCUUGUAGCUCCUGGGUUUGGAGAUGUCUCCUAGCCUAGGGCCUGGGAAGGGAGGAGGGUUCAGAAGAUGAAUAUUGAAGCAAUUUUGGGGUCAAAUGAUUGUCAGAAUCAAAGCCUGUUUCUACGGGGAAAACUCGAGGCGAUCUUGCCAGCAUUAUGUGUGUGCCCUGCACUUCCUUCUCCACACCAUCCCACCCCAUUUCUCUCGUCAGCGACAGACAGGUAGGGUGUGGGGGCAUCUUUCCUCUCUUCUAUUUUGUGCUGGUAGUAGGGAAAAAAAAGAAUAAAAAGCCAGAGGAUUGGUUUACUGAUUAAGAAGAGGAACACAUGGCUGGGUGUCAGAAACAGUAACCCCUAGCUUCCUUUAAAAAAUGUAAUUUCCACGCUUUUCUGCUGUAUCUGAAUUACAUGUUAAAAGAAAGACUAAGAGUUUAAUGCUUGGGAGAGAUUCUGCAGAAUCUGCUUGAAGAUGAGGAGAGGCUCCGACUGGGGCCAGGGCUAUGCAGGCCUAGGUGGAAAGAGCCUGACAGGAUAAAGAACUCCAGUGCUUCUGGUGAGAGGGUGGGGAAAUAGGUUGUCUUAAGAAUCAAGAAUUUCAGUCCCAUUCCAGCUAAUUGUUUUUAUGGGCAGCAGCUGUAAAGGAAAGAAGUGGCUCAUUUGAGAUGCAUUUGAAAUGCAUAUUAGGUGUGUGAGGUGGGUUUGUGUGGCCCGGGUUUCACCCUGGGGAGGCUGCCCCGGGGCCGGCUCUGGGGCCGGUGAGGGAGCCUGCUUCCCUUGCAGAGAUGUGUGCUGCAGCCUUGGCCCACGUCGCAUCGUGAACGCAGAGCAGAGAUUGGACUGGGUGAUCUCCAAGAUCAGCCAGUCACUCGAUGGGGAGCAACGGUGGACCACCUUUUUGUGUCACCUUCCCACCUCUCUGUAGCAAGAAAAAUAACUUCAGCACCUCUUCAGUAAUAAUGAUGAAACUGGUAUUAACUGAAUGGCAAUUAUGGAUUUUUAACUCUAAUUCACAGUAAACCAGCAAGCCAUAUGUUUCAAAUCCAACCAAAAAUCGCUUUGUUUUGCUGCGUGUCUCAUCCGAUUGUGAGAAGUUGUGAGAUCUCUGUUUGUACAAAGAGGAAUAUAAGUAUUACUUGCCGGAGAAACACAACCGAAGCAGAAAGAGAAGACGUCUUAAUUUAUCCUUAAAGAUAUAUAAUAGAAUUAUUUAUAUAGAUAGAGCAAAUAUAUAUAUAUUUUUGGUGGUAAUGAAAAUGGCUCCGCAGAAUGCCGACUCAGAAUCUAUGCAAGUUCAAGAGUCCCCUGUGCCCCUGCCGGCCCUGCAGACCCCCGGAAGCACGGCGGCGGAGCCCCGAGAGGAGACCGGCAGUGAGGGCUCCAUAGACCGCGUGCCCGUGCGCCGGUGGGUCAUGCACGGGGCCGUGAUGUUUGGCAGGGAGUUCUGUUACGCCAUGGAGACGGCGUUGGUCACGCCGAUCCUGUUGCAGAUUGGCCUUCCGGAGCAGUAUUACAGUCUCACCUGGUUCCUGAGCCCCGUCCUUGGCCUCAUCUUCACGCCCCUCAUCGGCUCGGCGAGCGACCGGUGCACCCUGAGCUGGGGCCGCCGCCGGCCUUUCAUCCUGGCCCUCUGCGUGGGCGUGCUCUUCGGCGUGGCGCUUUUCCUGAACGGCUCUGCCAUCGGUCUGUCCCUCGGUGAUGUCCCCAGCCGGCAGCCCAUUGGCAUCGUCCUCACAGUGCUGGGGGUGGUGGUCCUGGAUUUCAGCGCUGAUGCAACCGAGGGGCCCAUCCGCGCCUACCUGCUGGACGUGGUGGACAGCGAGGAGCAGGACAUGGCCCUCAAUAUCCACGCCUUCUCUGCCGGCCUCGGUGGGGCCAUCGGCUAUGUGCUGGGCGGGCUGGACUGGACCCAGACCUUCCUGGGCGCCUGGUUCCGAACACAGAACCAAGUGCUCUUCUUCUUCGCGGCCAUCAUCUUCACGGUGUCGGUGGCCUUGCACCUCUUCAGCAUCGAGGAGGAGCAGUACAGCCCCCAGCAGGAGCGGAGCCCGGAGGCGGCCGACGCCCUGCCCCCUGCCGCCCGCCCCAGCGUCCCGGACGGCAGCGCCGGCCUGUUUCCAGACGAGGUGCAGUCGGAGCACGAGCUCGCCCUGGACUACCUGGACGUGGACAUGGUGCGGAGCAAGAGCGACUCGGUGCUGCACGUGCCAGACGCCGCGCUGGACCUGGAGCCCCAGCUGCUCUUUCUGCAUGACAUCGAGCCCUCCAUCUUCCACGACGCCUCCUACCCCAGCACCCCCCGCAGCAACAGCCAGGAGCUCGCCAAGACCAGGCCGCCCUGCCUGCCCUCACUGCUCAGGGAAACCGCGAAGGAGGAUGAGACGCUGCUCGACAGUCACUCGAACGAAGCCCAAGUCCCAAACGGAAGUGGCUCCCCCCCAAAAGACGGCCUCAGUGGCUACACCAGGGUGGACGGGAAGCCCUCGACCACAUCAGCCUCCAUGAGGCGGCGCCGGCACAUGUUCCGCCGGCAGGCCUCCAGCACCUUCUCCUACUACGGCAAGAUUGGGGCCCACCGCUACCGCUACCGGCGCGCCAAUGCCGUGGUCCUGAUCAAGCCAUCACGCAGCAUGAGCGACUUGUACGACCUGCAGAAGCGGCAACGGCAGCGGUGCCGGCACCGGAACCCGAGCGGGGCCACCACCUCCAGCGGGGACACGGAGAGCGAGGAGGGGGAGGGGGAGACCACUGUGCGGCUGCUGUGGCUGUCCAUGCUGAAGAUGCCCAGGGAGCUGAUGCGGCUCUGCCUCUGCCACCUGCUCACCUGGUUCUCCGUCAUCGCCGAGGCCGUGUUCUACACAGACUUCAUGGGCCAGGUCAUCUUCGAAGGGGACCCCAAGGCCCCCUCCAACUCCACCGCCUGGCAGGCCUACAAUGCCGGCGUGAAGAUGGGCUGCUGGGGCCUGGUCAUUUAUGCGGCGACCGGCGCCAUUUGCUCAGCCCUGUUACAGAAGUACUUGGACAGCUACGACCUGAGCAUCAGGGUCAUCUACGUGCUGGGGACGCUGGGCUUCUCCAUCGGCACGGCCGUGAUGGCCAUGUUCGCCAACGUCUAUGUCGCCAUGAUCAUGAUCAGCACCAUGGGCAUCGUCUCCAUGAGCAUCUCCUACUGUCCCUACGCCCUGCUCGGGCAGUACCACGACAUCAAGGAGUACGUGCACCACAGCCCCGGGAACUCCAAGCGCGGCUUCGGCAUAGACUGCGCCAUCCUCUCCUGCCAGGUCUACAUCUCCCAGAUCCUGGUGGCGUCUGCCCUCGGGGGCGUGGUCGACGCCGUUGGGACUGUGCGCGUUAUCCCCAUGGUGGCCUCCGUGGGCUCUUUCCUGGGCUUCCUGACGGCCACGUUCCUGGUGAUCUACCCGGAGGUGUCGGAAGAGGCCAAGGAGGAGCAGAAAGGCCUGUCUUCCCAGACGUCGGGGGAAGGCGGGAGCGGCAGCGAGAAGCCCACUGUGCUGAAGCUCUCCCGCAGGGAGGGCCCACAGGGGCCAGUGGUGACGGAGUCGAUGGUGUGACCGAGCUCCUGUGCACACAUUCCAGAGGGCGGCAGGGAGCGGGGCGCUUGGGCCGGGGCAGAGGCUGCCUCGAAGGCUGGUUGCCGUUGCUUCGGGGCAGCACAGGCAGAGUUCCUUCCCACAGUGGGGUGGUGACUCAGCAGUUGUCGGGUAGGUUUGAGCCACUAGGCAAAAACAUCACGCUAAUUACUUUUUCCACAAUUAAAAAAAUCAUUUGAAAUCUUUUUUUUUAAUUGAAAAAGAUCUUUUAAUUUCAAGUCUAUCUUUUUUUCUGCAGGUGUAUUAUUCUGCAUGUUUUUAAAUUGUAGACCAGAUUUACAAUAUAGACAAGCAAUUUAGAAAAAAAUAAGAUUUUGCAUUUCUAAAGUUAUAAUUGAAAACCAAAAAAUAUCUGAUGUCCUUUGCUAUAUCUUAUCUGAAUCUUCAGAUGAUAGUCGUGUAGUCAGUGACUAAAACAUUUUAUCACGUUUUUUUCCUGUGGACGCCUACAGGGAUUUGGACCUUGUCAGAUCUCAUCACAUUCUGUUGGUGCUGCAGCUAUUGGAGAGUAUUUUUCUUUAUGAUUAUUAUAGAAAAAAAUAUUUUUUUCCAAAACUGUGGUUUUCUUAGAAGAACAACAUCUCCUCUUUUCCUCAGAGUCUGACAGACCGCGCCCGGGCAGCCCUGCUCGCGGCCACACACCAAAGCUGGGAGGAGGCAGGGCCCCGGGGCCCCUGGGUGUAGAAGGGCCAUUUGCAAGGGCCGUUCCAGACGCCCCGACCAGGGGCCUGGGG